AUGGUUUAUCCUACGGAGGGUGUCAGCAUAAAUGAGAUUGAGACCACUUCCGCCAUCGACAAAUACUUUGUUCAUCAUGUACCCGCCGAUCUGGGCUUCGAGUACCAGAGCAGCGUGUCCAGGCCAUGGGACCCUGGGAGGGUGAUCUUCUCAAGAGUAACUGAUUUGUGUUUCAGACCAAUCAAGAGUGUGCCCAGCCGUGAUGAAUAUGGGACAACGGAUGUCCCCAGCGCCAGUGGAAACUUUGAUGAAAGUAGAAAAGACGGGCAAGGCACUGCAAGAAACAAGACAACAGAUAAUCGAUCAAUACCAAACUCAGAGAGGAAAAUGGAGGCCAAGCUGCUGAAGAUCCUCGCCAUGUUGCUCGCGUUCUGCCUUUGCAACACAUCCUGUGACGCGCUGUGCUCUCUGUCGGAUCUCCAGGUGGCCCAGAGGACGGCGAGGACCAAGGUGGGAAGGUACCAGGAGUUCUCCGUGGAGGUGAGAAACAGCUGCAUCUGCUCACAGACCAACGUGAAGCUCCUGUGCCCAGGGUUCCAAUCCGCCAUCCGCGUCGACCCAGCCGUGAUCCGGGCGGACCCAGACGGCCAGCUCUGCACCCUCAACGACGGCCGCGCCGUGAGGAGCGGCGACGUGAUCAAGUUCGUCUACGCGUGGACCACCACUUUCAGCUUCGCGCCCGUCAACUCUACACUCGCCUGCUCCUGA
Brachypodium distachyon (stiff brome) is the source of this 708-nucleotide messenger RNA. RefSeq lists its product as uncharacterized. The coding region runs from base 1 to 708 and encodes 235 amino acids. The transcript has 4 exons. The record is from RefSeq and is a predicted model, not a curated record. Gene Ontology annotation, biological process: cell fate determination. NCBI's taxonomy places the organism in Eukaryota, Viridiplantae, Streptophyta, Magnoliopsida, Poales, Poaceae.